Trypanosoma theileri is the source of this 1974-nucleotide messenger RNA. Its product is annotated as histone deacetylase. Gene Ontology annotation, biological process: chromatin organization. Gene Ontology annotation, molecular function: histone deacetylase activity. Gene Ontology annotation, cellular component: histone deacetylase complex. The record is from RefSeq and is a predicted model, not a curated record. Lineage: Eukaryota; Euglenozoa; Kinetoplastea; Trypanosomatida; Trypanosomatidae. The transcript has a single exon. The coding region runs from base 1 to 1974 and encodes 657 amino acids.
AUGCCAAAGCGUCUUGGAGCCACAGCAGAUGCAGUUAAUAGUAAGAAGAAUAAAAAGGCCAAAGUGGAACACCAAAACGGAGUAACGUCCACUGCACAUGUGCCGGAUGAUUCUAUUGCUGCAGUCAGUAAAAAACGUUUUGAAGCAUACGUUCAGCAAUGGAUGUCUGAGACAAGUGGGGCACGACGACCACCACCAACAUCACUUCCUUUUGCAGAACCAAUUCCUACUAUUCUGGAUUUGAUGAUGCCACUAACAACGUCUUCUACACAUAAAGAUCCUUUUCUGAAUAAUAAUGGUAUAAAUGUGACGCAUUCUAUUGCUGUUACGGUAAAUAAAAAGGCAGAAGAGCCUACUUUGAUACCUUAUGCAGAAGGAACAGGUGUGGUGUAUGAUGAUGUGAUGCUACAGCAUGAGUCCACGGAUCCAGAAGACUACGAACGUCCUGGUCGUCUUAAACGUACUUUAGAUCAUUUACGUGCGAUUGGUCUGAUGGCAUGUUGUCGUCGUAUUCCACGUCACAUUGCACGUACCAAGGAGCUACGCUUGGUUCAUUCUAUUGACCACAUUGAUAGCGUUGACCAGUUGGAGUUUGCAGUCUCUCUUCGUAAACCUGGGAGUACGUCAAGCAUCGGUCAAGAUCUAUAUGCUAACAUCAGUACUUCUAAGGCAGCCCGUAUGGCAGCAGGAUGUGCUGUUUCAGCAGCACUGAGUGUUGUACGGGGUGAAGUUCGAAAUGCGUUUGCGUUGGUUCGUCCACCUGGACAUCACGCUAGUGCAAACUCCGCAUCGGGUUUUUGUUUUUUCAACAAUGUUGCUGUAGCUGUUCGAGUGGCGCAGCAGGAACUUCGUCAACGAGGAACAUCCGCACCAAAGGCUUUAGUAUUGGACUGGGAUGUACAUCACUGUGAUGGAACAGAGAGUAUUUUUUACGAGGAUCCAUCAGUUGUGGUUGUAUCAAUUCAUCAAUAUGGGUCCGGUCGUGGGCAUGUCUUGCGGAAAACCCCCUCUGUUUUUACGGAUACCAUUGAUGUAAACUCAUUAGCGGCACUUAUGGAACAAACAACUGCAGAGGAACCGAAUAGCAAUGUUAGUACAAGCGAUGGUAGAGAAUGUGGCGGUGAUGAUGGCAGUAAAAAAGAUAGUAUCUCACCAACAGGCAAACGAAAAAAAGAAAAUGAUAAAAAAAAUGACCUCAUUCCACCACCAGAAAGAAAAGUAGAAGAGAAACGUUUGAGAAAACCUGUGGAUUAUGAAAAACUUGCAGCUGAUAUAGGGGAAGAUGAUGAAGCCAUUGCAAGACUUUUUGGUAUUACGUUAGAUGAUAGGCAGAAUGAUAUGUCUUCAUCCUCCUCUGAUAGCAGUAUAAGUAAAAGCAAUGGUUCAUUACCAACCUCAUCUUCCACUAGGGUGGUAGCAGGGAGACUCCCUGGUGACACCGAAGGUUUUUCCUUUGAAGAAGAUGUGAAUGGCGAUACACAUGAGGCAUUUUACCCUGGAACAGGACAUAUUGAGCGUGUUGGUGGUGAAGAAAUAGAGGCUGCACGUGGAAAAAAUAUUAAUAUACCAUGGCCUGUUGCAGGAAUGGGGGAUUUGGAGUAUAUUCAAGUACUUUUAGGUGUAGUUGCACCGGUAAUUCGUGAGUUUUCGCCAGAUAUCGUCUUUAUUAGCUGCGGUUUUGAUAGCGCCUGUGGUGAUUUGCUUGGUGCGAUGCGCAUGUCAGCCUCUGGUUAUUAUUUGCUCACAAAGGCAGUUGCUGCCCUUUGUCCACGUCUGGUGGUGGUACUUGAGGGCGGCUAUCAUCUAUCUAAUGUUGCCCGCUGUUCUGAGGCGGUUAUGCGGGCAUUACUUGAGUGCAGUGGUACAGUGGCGUUACCGCGCAGUGGUAUGUUAUGGUGCCAGACGGAAGAACUUAUAAAGCAGGUUCAACGAACGCAUGAGGGUUACUGGAAAUGUUUUUCUCAGCAUGAAUAA